AUGGAAUGGCGCAAGAGAAUAGCUACGGACGUCAUUUAUGUGGUGAAAGAAGGUAUGCAGCCGUUGUUAGAUAGGACGGCAAUCAAAACAUUGGAUAUGUUAGAAUGGAUAAUAGAUACCGUUAUUGCAGAAAUAAGUAACGUCAAACCAGAAGAAGAAUUCAGUAAAGUAUUUCAAGGUUUAGGUUGUUACAAAAAGUGUAAACCAUAUCAUAUUUGUCUUAAGUCGAAUACUCAACCAUAUGCAGUUUCAGCGCCACGUAGAGUUCCAUUACAUCUCACGCAAAGAGCCAAGGAGGAAUUACAACGGUUGGAAGAGAUGGGAGUCAUCAGCCGAGUGGUUGAGCCAACGCCAUGGUGUGCACCAAUGGUUGCGGUUCUCAAAGCAAACAAAAAAGACGUUAGAAUCUGUGUAGACUACACAGAACUCAAUAAGGGCGUCGUGAGGAGCCGUCACAUCAUGCCAAGUAUUGAAGAAAAUCUAGCCCAACUAGGAGGAGCUCGUUGGUUUUCCCUUUUAGAUGCGAACAAGGGGUAUCAUCAGAUGUCAAUAUGUCAUUGUUGUCGACUUCUCACCACAUUUAUUACGCCGUGUGGGCGUUUCUGUUUCAACAGACUACCAAUGGGUUUGUGUCCAAGUGCAGAGCAUUUCCAAGAAAACAUGUCCAAAGUAUUAAGUGGACUUCGAAAUGUAGUAAAUCUCUCCGAUGAUAUCUUAAUUUAUGGAAAAACCCUCGAAGAGCAUGAUGAAUGUCUUCGAGCAGCAUUGCGACACCUAUCAGACGCUGGAAUUACACUAAGUAGAGAGAAAUGCGUUUUGAGACAAAGGCGUGUAAAAUUCUUAGGAUACGUAGUAUCAGCAGAGCAUGGAGUAGAACCUGACCCGGAGAAGAUAAAAGCCAUUGUUGAAAUGUCAAGACCAACCAAUGCUACUGAGGUCAAAAGGUUACUAGGAAUGAUACACUUCCAGUUAAAGUUCAUAAAACACCUCGCUGAUAUUACCAGACCCCUACACUCGUCGUCAUAUGGACUGGGAGCAGUUCUAGAGCAAUAUGAUAAGAAUCAAGAGUGCUGGAGACCAGUUUAUUAUGCAUCAAGAGCCCUUAGUGAGACGGAGAAGAGAUAUGCUCAAAUUGAAAAGGAGGCCUUAGCAUUGACAUGGGCUUGUGAGAAAUUUGCAACAUUUAUUGAGGGAGAUCAGGAUCUCAUCCGGAGGACGGAUCACAAGCCGUUAAUUUCAAUUUUAGGAUCCAAACCCAUAAGAAAGACGCUGGUGACGGCAGACACACUAUCACGUGCACCUAUAUCAGACAUCUUAGAUAUCUGUGACUGCAUGCAUGAAGAAAAUGCGGAAAAAUACGUACAUACGGUGGUAAAAAGAAGAGCAUCGGACCCAUUUUCGAAUAAAAUAUACGAGAUGCAGCAACAAGAUCCGACGAUGCAAGAAGUUCUGAAGCAUGUGAAGGAAGGAUGGCCUCGAGUUCACAUACCGAAAGGUCUGCGAGAAGAGGUAUUGAAACGAAUACACCAAGGUCACUUAGGUGAGAAGAAAUGCCUAGGACGAGCCAGACAGGCUGUAUGGUGGCCAGGCAUCAGUACGGAUGUGAAAGCAAAGUGUACCAAUUGUAACACGUGUUUGGAAUACCGACCACAGAUCAGAGAACCGCUAAUAACAGUAGAACCUCCUGAGCGGCUAUGGCAGGAAGUGGCGGUUGAUUUUUGUGACAGAGACGGAAGACAAUAUCUGGUGUUGGUGGAUUGUUUUUCUCGUUAUCCAGAAGUCGUUCAUAUGACAUCGACCACGACAACCAAAACCGUUGCAAAGAUGAAAGACAUUUUUGGGAGACAUGGAAUCCCAGAGAGAGUGCGCUCAGACAAUGGUCCACAAUUCAGCAGUCAGGAAUACAAGGAAUUUGCUAGAAAUUUCGGAUUUACCAGUGUUACAAACAGUCCGAGAUAUCCUCAGAGUAACGGAAAAGUAGAGGCUGCAGUGAAGGCUGUCAAGCGCAUUUUAAAGGAGACCGAGCCCACAUUAGGUCUAUUGGCGUAUAGUACUUCACUCUUAGAAACGGGCAGUAGUCCAUGUGAACUAUUGAUGGGCAGGAAGCUUAGAACUACAAUACUAAGUUCAGGUGCAAUGUUAACUCCGGGCUGGCCUGAUUUAGAAGCACAUAGGCAACAAAUGAGAGCAAGGCAGUUAGAUAGUAAACAGCAAUAUGAUAGACGACAUCGGACAAGAGAAUUACCAGAACUCAAGCCAGGUGAACUUGUAUGGAUACGAGAUCAACGGACAUAUGGCACCGUGAUGCGUCGCCGGAGCGAACCAAGGUCUUACGACGUGCGAUAUCCAGGCGGUGUGUUAAGACGAAACAGAAUAUUUCUGACGGCAGUGCGGCGAGAGGUGGACGACGAGGAUGAUGACGAUAUAGCGUGGUCAAGCGAAGCUGAAGCACCAAAGGUGACGGAUAAAGAGGUGGAAUCAAUCAGACAGCCGGAACUACCACGACGAAGCAGCAGGCAGCAUCACUCGUCGAAGCGACUACAAUAUCAAGCAUUAGGCGUACCGUCAUAA
This is a messenger RNA of Trachymyrmex cornetzi, 2571 nucleotides long. RefSeq lists its product as uncharacterized. Gene Ontology annotation, biological process: DNA integration. Lineage: Eukaryota; Metazoa; Arthropoda; Insecta; Hymenoptera; Formicidae. The transcript has 4 exons. Gene Ontology annotation, molecular function: nucleic acid binding. The coding region runs from base 1 to 2571 and encodes 856 amino acids. The record is from RefSeq and is a predicted model, not a curated record.